Messenger RNA from Aspergillus calidoustus, 1266 nucleotides. Lineage: Eukaryota; Fungi; Ascomycota; Eurotiomycetes; Eurotiales; Aspergillaceae. The record is from the annotation of a GenBank genome assembly.
AUGAUCCCCCUCAAGCGAAAGCUCCAUGCGGGCCAUGGAAUCAUCCAAUAUCUCACCAAGCGCAUCAAAGGGCACCGGCCAGAAGAACAUCCUGGCAUCUCCCACGCCGGGCUCUUUGAAAAGCUGCCACCUGAGCUGAUCGAGCUCAUCGCCAACUCUUCGGACGCUCGCGGUGUUUGCGCUCUCCGACUGACCUGCACCUAUAUCAACAACUCCACUCUGCACACCUUUGAGAGCAACUACUCGGUCCAAACUAUCCGGACCGACUUCUCAAAGGACUCUUUCAAGCGUCUCACCGACUUAUGCAAGAUGAGACACCUGGCUGUGAAGGUCGAAACGGUGCAUGUUACAGGGCGCGUCAAUUUUAGCUAUCUCGGAAAAGGAUUCAAGUGGAAGCACACGGAUGGGGACGAGAUGACCCUGAUAGAUGAUCAGAGUGCCGUCACCGAGUGGUGUGCACUUUUUCUGCAGCUGGUCAACUGCGGGAACUUUAUCAUAUCGGGGUUCGGUCAAAAUGCGGCGAACAUAGACCUAUUGAGCAAAGGAGACGCCCUGAUGCUCCUCUUUUAUAUCAUCGGUGCGGUCGACAUACCCGUCAAGUCAUUCCGGGUCGAGGGGACUGAUUCGCGAGACCUUCAGCGGACUGGAUACUUCGAAAAGCCGCGAUUUCGCAACGCAUGGGCAACCGUCGAAUCCUUAGAGUUUCACAGGGUGGAUCCAUCGCGUCCGGUAUAUGCAUUUUUUGCGCCCUUGGUCGCCUACGCAACCUCUCUGAAGAGGCUGAAGAUUGACGACUACCUCGAUGUGCACACAAUGAACUUCAUUGGGCGCGCUACCCUCACUUUGCAGGAGCUUCAUCUUACACAGCGCUGGAAUAUCGCAGGGCGACUUCCAGCACAAUGUUGGACGGCCUGGGAUCUUGAGGGUCGCGCUGGGUAUCUGCGAAAACUCCAUAUCCUCCGCCUAGCAAUGGAGGGAGGGGCAAGUUGGAUUCCCUUCCUUAGCAGCUUGAGGCAACACCACACAAGUCUGGAGGAGAUCACAAUCAGCGGAUUUUACACAGGGGGUACGGUAAAACGCUGGCUUCACUUUCCAGCUAUAGCCGUUGAUCCCGUUGUUGAUCCGGCGACGGGAUCAGAGUUUCAGUAUCGGUGUUGGAGUGAGGGCUGGGGUCCUGGUCGUCCGCUCUGCAUGUAUGUCAAGUAUGCCGGCCCCAGGAUGGGUAUUGCGCUUCAGAGGCUUGAGGCGACUGCGCAGGAGGGUUAG